AUGUAUACUAGAAAACGACUUGAGAACAUUGCGGGACCAGCAAAUGCGCGUCAGUCCUCCUUCGGACCUGUCGUCGCAAGAUCAGCGGGCAAACAGGACUUCCCAAGAAAAAUGUCCGUGCACCAAGCAUUGAAUUCUCCGCCAAAUCAAUAUUCUCUGAUUUCAGAUUCGUGGAUAAAUGAAAUAUUCAAGGAAGAUAAUCAAAUUUUAAGCACAUUUGACAACCUGAAAGCUCAAGAAUGGACAAUAAAACGGCCCCCGGUUUCAUCUAAUCCACGUGAAUCAAUCUACGACGCGAACACCCAGUCCUAUAUUGACGGUAUUUGUACUCAGACAACUUCAUUCUAUGAUUUUACAACAAGAAUAGCGUGCUAUGAUGAGCCUUUUGGUUUAUCAGUCUUUCUGACAAAAGAUUUCUUGAAUAUGGUCGCAUCCCAAGUUCUAGUGGAAAACACCAACUACAUUCUCUCUAUUAUUUUACUAAAUGCUGUUCUCGCAAUCGGUUUCUAUAUAGUAAAAGUCGAACGAGGUGGUGAUGUCACAGCAGGACUAGCGGAAGCCUACGCGCGGUUUGACGUAGCAGAAAAGUACCGGAGUCUACUUGCGGUAGGAGAGCACUCGAAAGAGAAAUUCCUACUUCUAUUUGCGCGAAAAUGCAGUCUCGAAUUAGUAUCCAGUCUGCUUACUGCAGCAACUAGUACAGCAAUGGCUCUUGUUCUAACCAGUAUCAGCUCAAUACAAGAGCUGUGUGGUACGGAACACGAGCAAAUAUAUCUUCAACGAGCAUUCUGGCUCUUGUAUUCGAUAGAGAAAUUUCACUCGCUUCGUCUUGGCCGUUACUCGAGGAUCGAAGACGACUUCAUCGACCAUCAGCCACCUACCCAAGUCCCCGAACGCAGGAAUUCAUCCCCUUUUUCUCAACUAUGGGCUGUGCACGAAGUAGAGCUCGAUAGACUACUCCCCCAAUGCCGCUUCGCAAAAAUCUGCCAUUUAAUAACCAAGCAACUCUACACACCAUCUGGACUCCAAAAAUCACCCUCAGAGCUCUCAUGCAGCAUUUCUCAACUAAGCGCUCUCUUGAAGGAAUGGAAAGACUCGACCCCUUCUUCCCACAAACCACUCGAUGUCGGAACUUCCUCCAAUUAUCCACACGCACUAUCCAGUGCAACUCAGGAGUGCCUCCACCUGUCGUACCAGUAUUAUGAGGCUCUGCUAGCAAUCCAUGGUCGUUGGCAACUAACUGAUCCUUUACACCUGACUGCAGAAGAUAAUAUAUCUCUUAGCCGGAGUAGGGAGACCUGUUCUAGUGUGGCCAGAAUGGUGCUGCUGAUGAGCAGUGAGAUUCGACUAAAAGAGCUAUUCUCUGAUUGGUAA
Molecule: messenger RNA, 1374 nt
Organism: Hyaloscypha bicolor E
Lineage: Eukaryota; Fungi; Ascomycota; Leotiomycetes; Helotiales; Hyaloscyphaceae
Exons: 5
Coding region: 1-1374 (457 amino acids)
Biological process (GO): DNA-templated transcription
Molecular function (GO): DNA binding; zinc ion binding
Source: RefSeq, a predicted model, not a curated record